AUGUCGUUGGAAGAAGCUAGAAAUCUUGUAGGGAAGGAAGAUUAUGAGAAGGCUGAAGCGCAGUUCUUAGCAGUAUUGAACCAUCAAGAUGCCGCACAACCCCAAUCAAUUAGCAAUAAAGAUGCUCAAGAAAAGGAACAAUGUAUUCUUGAGCUAGGUCAAUUGUAUGGUACCACACAUCAGUUGAAGAAACUCGCCGAGUUUGUACCACGCUCUCGUGAAUACAUGAUGAAAGUAGCGAAAUCAAAGAUUGCCAAAGUUUUAAAGACGUUACUUAACGAUUUCGAAUUGAUACCCGAUUCCUUGGAUACCCAAAUCGAGAUAUGCGAAGAUUCGAUCGACUUUGCCACAAAGGAGAAGAGAAUCUUUUUAAAGCAUUCUCUAUCGAUUAGGUUGGCAACUCUUUACUACCAAAAGACGCAUUACAACGAAUCCUUGCAAUUGAUCAAUGAUUUGUUGAGGCAGUUUAAGAAAUUGGACGAUAAAUCGUCUUUGCUCGAAGUUCAUCUAUUGGAAUGUAAAGUGUACCAUAAAUUAAGAAAUUUGACUAAAUCAAAGGCUGCUUUGACAAGUGCUAGAACAUCCGCAAAUUCGAUUUAUUGUCCAACAUUGACAAUGGCAGAAUUGGAUUUAAUGAGUGGUAUCUUACACUGUGAAGACAAAGAUUAUAAGACUGCUUUCUCAUACUUUUAUGAAUCCUUUGAAGCCUUCCACAGCCAAACUGGCUCAAACACAUUCGGAAAAGCUUGUCAAGUGCUAAAGUAUAUGCUUCUUUCAAAGAUCAUGCUUAAUUUGAUUGAUGAAGUGAAAACUAUCUUGAACGCCAAAUAUACUAAGGAGACCUACCAAAGUCGCGGAAUUGACGCCAUGAAGGCAGUCGCUGAGGCUUAUAAUAAUAGAUCCCUACUGGAGUUCAAUACAGCAAUGCAAAAUUAUAAGACAGAAUUGAUGGGCGAUGAACUCAUUAGAUCACAUUUCAAUGCAUUAUACGACACCCUUUUGGAAUCAAAUCUUAGUAAGAUCAUCGAACCAUUCGAAUGUGUUGAAGUAUCGCAUAUCUCAAAGAUUAUCGGGCUUGAUGCUCAACAAGUAGAGGGCAAACUUUCACAAAUGAUUUUAGACAAAGUUUUCUUUGGUGUGCUUGACCAAGGAAACGGAUGGCUUUAUAUUUAUGAGACACCACAACAGGAUGCCACUUAUGAUUCUUCGUUAGAAUUGAUCAAUCAACUCAAUGGAGUUGUAGAACAACUCUUUGAAAAAGCCGCUGUAUUAUACUAA
Messenger RNA from Kluyveromyces lactis, 1278 nucleotides. RefSeq names its product proteasome regulatory particle lid subunit RPN6 (gene RPN6). Gene Ontology annotation, molecular function: protein binding; structural molecule activity. Bases 1 to 1278 code for a protein of 425 amino acids. The transcript has a single exon. Gene Ontology annotation, biological process: ubiquitin-dependent protein catabolic process. Gene Ontology annotation, cellular component: proteasome regulatory particle, lid subcomplex. The record is from RefSeq and is a predicted model, not a curated record. Lineage: Eukaryota; Fungi; Ascomycota; Saccharomycetes; Saccharomycetales; Saccharomycetaceae.